UGGCGCCCUUUUUUAAACCUGAACUACCCUCUGUCAAUUAAUAUCCAAUGAUCUACUGUACUGUAGUUACAAAUGAGUAAUUUAGUAAACCACCGAGUUGUGUAUAUGAUUUUUUCAAGUAAUUGUUAGCUCAUCACGUCGUAUUAAUUUAGUUAGUUCCGUUUAAUGUGUUUUUAAUUGAAAUAAUGCCAAAAGUCAAACAAUUGGUACUACUGGUAGGUGAAAUGUCCCAAAACAUAACCUUAUUUUGUAUCAAAUAAAUUCGAAUAAUGUACCUUAAAGUGUUGUUACUCUCGGUAUUUCUCGCUGUGAUUGCGAUAAUUUAUCGCUUAAAAUCCGUCCAAAACCCCAACCUCAUUACCGCCGCCGACUUGCGCCUCUUCAACGGUAAAGACAGCCCCAAUUUGUACUUAUCAAUCCUGGGCAAAGUCUUCGACGUGUCAAAAGGCUCCGCACAUUACGGCCCCGGCGCCCCUUACAAUUUUUUCACGGCGAAAGACACCUCCCGUAGUUUUAUCACCGGAGAAUUCACUCAAGUCGACGACCGAGUGGCCGAUUUGGGGCCCGCUGAUUUGCGCUCCCUGAAUCAGUGGCUCCGCUUUUACCACAAAGAAUACAAACUUGUGGGGAAACUAAUCGGGCGGUAUUACGACGAAACGGGGAAGUUGACCCAAUACGGGAGGGAAGUAAAGCGACUUUUGCGGCAAGCAGAACGCGAGAAGGAGUCUCACGAGGAGGAAAAGCUCAACUUUCCGCCUUGUAACGUGGAAUGGAACGCCGAAACGGGGAGUCGUGUCUGGUGCACGGAGAGGAGUGGCGGAGUCUCGAGACACUGGGUGGGGUACCCGAGACAGCUCUACGAACCCGGAUCGCAAACUUACAGGUGUGCUUGUGUCCAAUUUGGGGGAAUUUCAGCCAAUUUCAAACAAUACGACGGGUGUGAUCCUGACUCAGUUAGUUGUUUUGUUAAAUCGUAAAUAAAACCAAUUUUUUUUUGUUAAUUUUAAUCAACUUCGUUAAUUUCAGAGAGCUUUUCGAGUAAAUAUUUUAGGGUGA
Messenger RNA from Tribolium madens (black flour beetle), 1056 nucleotides. RefSeq names its product neuferricin homolog. Lineage: Eukaryota; Metazoa; Arthropoda; Insecta; Coleoptera; Tenebrionidae. The coding region runs from base 270 to 977 and encodes 235 amino acids. Gene Ontology annotation, cellular component: membrane; endomembrane system. The record is from RefSeq and is a predicted model, not a curated record. The transcript has a single exon.